AUGGUCAAGCACGAGACGCCUGGGUUUGCGCUAGAGUGGGUGUGCAACUUCCACAACACCUAUCACCAGGGUAGCCGCCCGACGUUCAUGCAGGCGAUCUUACUCGCGUUGAAGCUCGAGGCGGCCUGGCAGGCGCAUGCGGACAAGAAGCAGAUCCCCGCGUCCGGGAACCCUCAGUACGAGAAGCUGUACGAGGAGUUCGUUGAGCUGCGUCUAAAGGAGGAGGUCAAGACGGCCGACAUGCGGAGCAGUCAGCUGCAUUCCUGGAAACAUUUUUGCAAUACCAAGGCCUUCGCGCACAAUUUGGAGCGCUAUGGGAUAUUCGAGGCGUUCCAAGAGUGGACCCGCCUUUACGUAAACUUUUUGGACGAGUCGAUUAACAAUUUCACGGUGAUCAACAUCAUGCACUCGUGGACCCUCAGCGUGAUCGCCUCGCUCGGCAAGUACUGGCCCAAGCCGGUCGUCGGCACGUUCAUCCUCGAGGGCUUGAAGUUCUGCAUCCCCCUCCCCGAGAAGAUGUCCACGAAGCAGAGCGCCGGCCAGCGGCGCAUCCCGUGGAUAUUCCAGGCACCCUCGCAGCGCACGGGCGAUCUGUUCAAGCUCAUCCUGACACCGAUGCGCGAGUCAGUUGCAGCCAAGAAGCUCAUCGAGAAGUACGAGAAGCAGGCUGACGUCGCGGCGAGCGCGGCUGCCGAUGCUGCUGCAGAUGCCACGGCCACGCCCCAUGCCGAUCCUGGCUCCGUGCUCGACGGCCUCGGCGGCGGCGGCGCUCCUCCUGUAGGCAACGGCGGCUUUGUUGCCCCGCCAGCCUCGAAGAAGCGCCGCAAGGGCAAGGGCAAGGGCAAGGGCAUCACGCCCGGCCAGGCGGCGCCGCCUGGGACUGCGGCGGCGGUCACCGUCAAUGCUGAGCAGUUCGUUGUCAUGACGCAGCCGAUCGUUGCGUCCGACUCGGCGAUGGAGCGCCCGACGACAGCUGCUGACGACCUGAUGCACUCGGUCGAGUACCAUUGCCACGGCGCAUCCGAUGACUGUCGCGAGAAGGUCAGGCAGACGGUCGUCUCGCUGUUCCUCCAGUUCACCUUCUCGAAGAGCGUCGCCAUGAACGCCAAACUCGUGAAAUCGCACAGCAAGUUCAGGGAUGAGGCGGUGGUGCUCAUGAAGCUUAGCUGUCCUGUCCGCGCUGCUGCUUCUUCGGGCGGCGGCGCCGCGCUGUCGUCGAAGGAUAACCUGGCGGAGUUCGCGGCCGCCGACCCCGAGCGCCUCGCACAGGAGCUGGUGGCCCGCUGCAGCAGGCCCGUCGAGGAGACCGUCGGCGGUGGCGACGACGGCGACCUCUCGCUCGAGGAUGUUAAGGCGAUGGUGACGGCGGUUUCCGCAGACAUCAACACGUUCGUCGUCGCGAACGCCCACCUACCGACUACGAUGCACGCGCAGCUUGGCAGCCUCAUGCGCGCGACAGCCACGCUCGACUCCUUCGACUUGGCUGCGUUCGUCAGCGUGAUCGACCAGCACCUGCCAUUCACGUGGUUCGAGGCAGCGUCGGCCGUGUCGGCUUUUGCAUCCAAGGCGGGAUCACUCCCGAGCUUCGUGACUUCGUUAUUCCCGACGCAGACCGCGCUCGAGGCGUUCUUCCGCGCGCGCGCGUGCUACGUGGCGGCCACUCUCAACUCGCUGUUCGUCAUGAAGAAGCUACCGACUGACAUCACGCCUGGCACCGUCCAGCUCAAGAGCGCGUUCAUCGAUGACCCGGCCCUUCUCUCAGACACGAUGUGGGCCACGUUCAUUGGCCUCGAGGCUUCUACCAACGAUGCGGUGAAGUGGCAAGCGGCAUGGUCGACUGUACUCAAGUGCGAGUCGUCAACGGAGCUCCGGGGCGCCAUCUCGCGCAUGAAGUCGGCCGCUAUCAGCGCAGCCGAGCAGGUGCAUCGGGCGUCGACCGCCACCGGCGAGGCGACACUGCCACCCCCGCUGGCGGACGCGACUGGCAGUGCUGUCGCCGCCGCGCCGCCCACCGCGGACGCAGGCGCCGCUGCUGCGCAGACUGAGGCCCAGGCCAUCGCUGACGCGCCUGGUGCGGUCGGCGCGGUCGGCGGCUGUGCGCCGGUGGUUGGGGGCCGCGCGGACGGGAGCCCUUCGAUCGAGGUCCCUGUGUGGCAGCUGUACAACUACUUCGCGCCGCAGCUUCGCGCGACGCCACGCGCGUUGAGCGAUUCCGACAUGGCCAAAUCGCUCGACAUCGAGGUCGACGGCUUGCUUCUCAAGGCGGUCGAGCGGUCGAUGGAGUCGCUGCUGUGGAAGACGUUCCGCGAGUCGGGGUGCUUCUGCUUCCACGGCGAGCAGCCGAUCAGCACCAACGCCCUGUCCGAUCACAGCGGGCUGGGCGGCUUCAACAGCAUCUCGCUCGUCCUCGAGGAGAAGAACAAGACCUCGCUGGUGUGGACCCCGCCUGUGCUGUGCGAGGGCUCUACGGACACGGCGAAGCUGUGCCUCCAGUACGUCGGCCCGGUGAGCCUCACCAGGAAGGACGCCGCGUCGUUCAUCCUGUGCGAGGUUUUCGGCGUGCCCCUCUACCUCAACCCGCCGAGCGCCGCCAAUGUCAUUAAUAGCCAGUUCCCGGAGCUCGCGUGGUACAUCAAGUCUGUCGCCAAGGCCGAUCAGGCGGUGCUGAUGAACGAUGCCCUGAUCUUGCCUGUGUUCAUUGAUAAGGACGGCCAGUGCGACACUGUCGACGGCGCGAGCGAGCCCGACGAUUACAAAAUGGUCAAGGUAAAUGUCAGCAUCCCGAGGCUCAUCUCCAAGCACCUCAGCGGGGAGGUCGGCCCGAUCGCUCUGACGCGUGAGACGACCGAGGCCGAGCGCGCUGCCAAGCAGCGCGCGCAGUUGGCCAAGAAGGCACCGGGCGGCGCGGCGAGCCUCUACCCCCCCACAGUGGGGGGCGCCGUCGCUGUGCAAGCAGCGCACGCCGCCCACGGCGGCGGCGUCGCGCCACCGUCCAAGGCGACGGCGUCAGCGCGCGCCGCGGACGCGGAGUCCCUGUUUGUGGACGAGGCCGCGAUGGACAAGGCCGUCUUCCACUUCAAGCAGUCGCUGCUGGCCGGCCAGACGGCUGAGGCGUGGAGGGGCGCGGGCGUGUGCGCCUACCGGAAGGCGCAGCUUCACCGCCAGCGCGGCGGAAGCUCCGAGCGAACGGCGGCACUGCUGGGCGAGGCGCUGUCCCACCUGACCGAGGCAAACUUCUUGGACAAGGUGAGGCCACAAAUCAACGCCUACCUCGUGAUGUGCGCGGUCCAGCUGGGCAAGGUGCAGGUGGCGAAGCAGGCGCUGAGGGAGGUGCUCAGGCACGCCGACGCGUUGGACGACAGCACGGCGCGGGAGCUGACGCAGAUCUUGCUGGAGUUCAGCGACGAGAGCCUGUCGAGGCUCGCCGGCCGCGAGUCCGAGCGCGGCCGUCUGGCGAAGGACGGCCGCUACGCGCGGGAGGCCGCCUCCAUGGCCGCCGUGCUCCUGGCCAGGCGGCCGUCCCCAGAGGCCCACCUCUUCGUAGGCCGCGCAUGCGCCCUGCUCGGCGAGCAUGCCGAGGCGGUAGGCUCCUUCUGCGCGGCACUGGAGCUCUGCGAUGCGGAGUCCCCGAGCCUGGGCCCGGCGGCCGACGCCGCCAGGGACUCCGCCUCACGGCUCGCCGCGGAGCCAGCCUACUCCGCAAAGGUGGAGGAGGCCAUCGCGCGGGCCAAGUGGCCCCGGUGGGUGGAGACGCCCACCUCGGCGGCCACCCCAGUGAGUCGCCUCACGGGCUAGGCCAGGAUCUCCCCGCUGCUUCCUGGCGCGGUACUGGCUUGUGACCUGCCUUGUCCCGUCGCGCGGGCCCCCCCGCCAGGGGGUGAGACUGGCGACGGCGCACGAUACCGAAACC
Molecule: messenger RNA, 3910 nt
Organism: Prorocentrum cordatum
Lineage: Eukaryota; Dinophyceae; Prorocentrales; Prorocentraceae
Source: the annotation of a GenBank genome assembly